UUUGACAACCCAAACUGUGACGGAUUGACGCGAAAGCGAAGCGAACGAAGCGUUUUGCGUUUUACCAAACAGUUUAUUUAUUUAUAAACACAAAUUCUCCGCAGAAAAUGCUCUGCGACAUUCCCAAUGGCUAACCAGAACAUCGAAGAAUGGUCCGUGGACCAAGUGGCGGACUGGCUGACCGGGCUGGGCGCGCCGGCGGCGGGCUACGCGGCGGGGCUGCGCGCGCGCGGGCUGCACGGCCGCAAGCUGCUGACGCUGCGCUGCGACGACCUCGAGUACCUCGGGGUGACGGUCAUCGGCCACCAGGAGCUCAUCCUCGAGGCCGUGGAGCAGCUGCGCGACUAUCAAUACGAGCUAUCCCGCGAGUGCGUGGCCCGCCUGGCGCUGCGCGCGCGCGUGGCGGCGGCGGCGCUGCGCUCGCUGUGUCCCUCCGAGCGCCGGUUGCACACGCAGGCGCUGGCUGACGUGGCCAGGACUGUUAGUGCGGUGAAGCCGCUGGUUUGCUGGUUGGACCGCUGGUCCCUGUUCGGCGGCAGCGGGCUGGCGGAGCGGCGCGCGCUGCUGCUGAAGCUGUCGCUGGAGGCCGCCACCAGCGCGCAGCGAGACAGGUUCGCGGAGCAGCCGGCGCGCGCCGUGGCCGCCGCCGCCGCCGCCAUCGCAUCCACCGCGGACUACAUCAUACAGGACGUGCAAGACCACAUGGUGCUGGUCCCGGCUCGCGUGGACUCAGUGACGCUGCAGCAGGGCGCGCGGCCGCUGGGGUUCCGCCUGGCGCCGCCGCCCGCCGGCAGACACCUGGCAGAUAUACGCUUCGGCUCGCCCGCGCACAGGCACCCGCAUAUACAUGACGGGGAUGAGAUACUGCAGGUAGGCGACCGGGUAGUAGUAGGCUGGGGCGGAGACGCAGUGAUGGCUGAAUGCAUGCGUGCGGCCGCGGCGGCGCCCCGCGGCGAACUGACGCUGUCGCUGCGGCGGCGCGGCGCGCGGGGGGCGGGCGCCGCGCUGGCCACGCCCACCGGCAGGCAGGCGCGCGAUUGGCCCAGACACAUGAGGAGGUUCCCGCCCCCCUGGGAGUACAACGACUUGAGGAGCUUCAAACGCGAGUUCGGUCUGCUCCCGGCGAGCGCGGAGCCGGCGUCGGAGACCCCCCCCCGCGCCGACCCCCCCUCGUCCAGCGACGAGAGCGAGCUGUCCCCCCCCGCGUCCCCCUCGCACGCGCCCGCCAGCCGCAUGUACGCGCCCCGCCCCCGCGCCCCCGCGCGCCGCCGCUACACCGUGUGCGGGGGCUCCCCCCGCGCCCCCCGCCCCGCCGCGCUGCACCAGUUCUGGGCGGAGCUCAAAUCCUCCAAGUGGCCGGCCGCCCCGGGCUCCUCCACACUCGAGGCCGCGCCGCUGCGCCGCGGGCUGGCCCAGUCCUGCGGCACCGGGCUCGAGCUGCGCCCCGCCACCUGCCUCGGCCUGGCCACCAACCAUCCCAAGAUACGACACAUCAAGAUACAGGAGAACAGAGGCAAGCUAGACAAGAGUCACUCCACCCCGGCGUAUGACUUCAACAACAGCCAGGACGAACCCGGGUCACUCGUCACCCAAAUCAUUCCUGAAUCACCGACAACCCCUAAUGACAGCCCCACGAUACUAGUGCAUUCUGCUGAAAAGGCAGACCAGAUACUAGACUUCAAGAAAUCGAGCACACAGAUAGAAGAGGCGAUACAACAACAGCAGAGCAAACGGCAAAACGGAGAUGAGAAGUCCAAGUUUCCGUUCAAUGAAAAGGAUGAGGAGGUCAACAAAGUGCUCGAGACUAUUAACAUAGCGAUGAUCGAGCAUCAAAACAAGGAGCAGAAGACGCGUUUGUCGACUUAUAAGUCGACGAGUCCGGAACACAAGAAUUUCCCCGCGAGCGAACACGUCAAGACGAUACAAAAUGAGAUUGUACAAGCGAUCAAUGAACAGAGAGUGGUGACAAAUGUACGUAGUGCCCCUAAACCAGUCAGUAUACCGGAGGUCGCGCCCGCGCCGCCGCCGCGACCCAUUUGUACGCAAAAACCAAUCAUCAAAGAACCACAGCUACCCAUGAAGGAGAUGAAAGUGCCGUUCCCAGUUCUAAAGCCAGUCAGACAACCAGAAGUGGUCGAACAACACACUCCGCUAAAGCCGUUUAAACACGGAGAGCCGAUACAGAUAUCCGUCCCGCUCUCACACAUCACCAAACACGACAUACAGAUGAUACCGAGCGAGAGAAGAGAACUGCCGCCGUUGAACUGCGAGAUCAACCUCAAUGUAUCGCAAAGUGACGUGUCAAAAGUAGGGAAAGAUAAAGAUUCGCCGUCACUGUCGCAGUCGCAGAGUCUGCAGAGGCUAGAGUCGCCCGUCAGUCUAUACUCUCCGGUGAAGACGUCGACCUUAUCGCCCACGACGGCGAGCGUGGUGCGCGGGAUAUUCCCAUCGUCUAAGUCGAAGAGUCUGAAGAAGAAGAACUCUAUUUUGGCGAAGGGCCGCCACGUCCCGUUCCGCGUAUGGAGCGUAUACGCGUCGCUGGCGGGGCGCGCGUGGCAGCGCGUGCGGGCCGCGGGGGGCGGCGCGGGGGGCGCGGGGGCCGCCGGGGGGGCGGGGGGCGCGCGCUGGGCACCCAGAGCGCUGUUGUUAGCUGAUGACAGGUUGUUGGCGUAUAGGGGGCCGCAGUGCAGCCGCGCGGACUGCGUGAUCUACCUGAGCGGGUUCACGGUGUCGGAGGCGCCCGAGGUCAAGAGCAGACCCUACGCGUUCAAGGUGUACCACACAGGAAAGGUAUUCUACUUCUCGGUGGGCGGCGGCGCGGCGCUGGCGGCGUGGACGCAGGCGCUCGCGAGGGCCACGCUGCCCGGGCCCUCCCCGGUCGAAGAAUCAAAACAGUUCUCGGAAACCGACUACUCAGACGAGGAGUCCGACACAGAAAGCCCCGAGAAACGACUGGAACAAAAGGACAGAGAGAGAGAACGAGAGCGCGACAAAGAACGCGAGAAAGACAAGGACAGAGACAAAUCCAAGUUUGGGUCGUUGAAGAAACUGACGCAUCGCAUGCAGAGGAGCGAGUCUCAGGAACAUGUGGGACAUUCGUCAACUAGUCUGGACAGGAAGUAUCUGAGAUUCUUUUCGAGGAAUAAGAACAAGGACGAAAACAAGGCUAAUAAGAACAAACCCGUAGUGGCUCCAGUAGUGGUCCCGACGGAGCACUACCGCAGCUACCGGCGCGCGCCCUCGUCCGACCUGUCCCCCGCGUCCCCCGCGUCCCCCGACGACCCCCGCGUCGCGCCCCCCGCGCCCCCCGCGCCGCGCCCCGGCGGCCGCCUGCCCACGCCCAUCAACUACAUACACGCUUCUAACCCCAAUUUAUUAGACUUCGAAAAGAGCGAUUUCGCCGCCAAACCCAACCUGCAAAUACCACUACCAAAAUCCAAAGUCCACAAACCUGAUAAUUUCAUCGGUCUGGUCACGCUAGAGGAGUUUAUGCUGAAGAAACAGGAGGAAGAGAGACAGCAAGUGUACUCGAAUAGGGUGCUAAUGGGGAUAGAGCGAGACAAGAAAAGCGAUGAGAGCAAUAAGCGCGCGGCAAAAGACUUGCAGAAGCAACUGGAGAAGAUAGUCCCCGAUGUGAUAUAUGGAGAGCUACCGACGUAUUCUGAUGAUAAGUUGCCAGUUCCGGUCGUGGAACAGAUCCAGAGUAGGACGCUGCCUAAGACUCCGGAAAGAGCGGACAAAAUAGACAAAAGUCACAUGAAACCUGUCUCUAUCAAGGGCAAAGAUGGCUACGAGAAAAUAGUCUACACGAGCGACGGGAAACUGAAGUCUAGACGAGAUUCUGAGCCGACUGAACCACCGAAGAUCAAACCCAGGAAGCUAUCCCGCCCUUCGCCAGACAUCGCUAGGAAAUCCUCCCUCACCAGUGCUAAAGACCUCGGCUACGAAGUUAUUUACGGAGAUGAAGGGAAGGCGGAUUCGAAAUCAGUGUCUCGGAACAUGUCGACGACUAGUUCGAAGGAUCUGGGGUACGAGACGGUGUUCGGUGAAGCGGACAAUUCGGCGAAGGGCAGCUGUAAUUCGGUGUUCGAGCGGCGCGCGUCCGACGACCGCCCCGCGCCGCCCAAGAUCAUGCCCAAGUCUAUGCAGGUUCUAAACCGGCAGAGCAGCCUGACGUCCACCACUAGCCGCACCUCCGCAUCCACACCCACCCGCACUCCCGGCGACACGGCUCGCACCCCGGGCGGCGAUACGGCUCGUACCCCAAGCGGCGACACGGCCCGCGCGGCGCCAGGGAGUGGCGUGGAUACUAGUCCCGUGUUCCUGCAGGGAGAGAGCCCCGAGAAGUUCUGGUUGAACUCACUCAGGAGAAAUGAUAAGGUGGUGGCAUUCCCCUCCUCAUCAUCAUCAUCACCCGGCGGCAGCAAGCCGCUGAAGAGCGCGCGCAACUACUCGCCUGUGACCCUCCCCCCCGCGCCCGCCCCCCUCGCCGCCGCGCCCGCGCCCAGAGACAGAUCGCCGUCCCCGCCGACGGGCAUGUCCCGUCUGCGCGCCAUGUUCUCCCGCCCGCGCCCGCGCCCGCCACAGGAGGUCCCCCCCACGACGGCGGAGGAGGGCCCGGCGUGGGCCGUGCAUUAUCCGCAUUUGCAGUGCCCGCCCACCUUCGAACCUGAGACCUACAGCCUGCAACCACGGAUCCUGCAUAAAGAGGACAAGCUCUGACACCGGAUUGCGGGCUUUGUGGGAAGCUUUGUGAGGGUUAGACUGGGGUUUCAGCGGACCACGUAACUUCGAUAAAGAUAAAAAUUAUUUAUUUAGAGUCUAGCACCACACAUCUAAACAAACACAUUAGGUAUGUGUUGUGUGUGAUGUGUUAGGUAUGUGGCCAGUUUUCCUAUGACGUAUUUAUAUUUUUUAUGUGUCUAAACUGUAAUCGGCUUGUUUCUUUCAGUAAACAGUGGAUGUGCAUUAAUAAAUGCAACGUUGCGUAGAGGACUAGCAAAAGCGUUUACUAUUUUUGUCUUACGUGAUGCUAUUGACAAUAUAGUAUUGCUAUGUUUCGUCAGGUUAUGUGAAUCGCUGUAUACUUACUGUAAUAAUUAUAUAGGUAUACAAGGCGUUACCUAUGUUUCUAUGUAUUAUACAAAGUUCUAGUGGUGUCUAUAGCUACUAUGAUGAAAUCGUAACUAUGGAAGUUUGUAUAAUUUUAUUCAUUCGAUUAUGUGAUCAUUUUAGGAAGCUCUGUUCUUUGUAAUGAAAAGAGG
Messenger RNA from Plutella xylostella (diamondback moth), 5264 nucleotides. It is a transcript of the gene cnk, whose product is annotated as connector enhancer of ksr. The record is from RefSeq and is a predicted model, not a curated record. Lineage: Eukaryota; Metazoa; Arthropoda; Insecta; Lepidoptera; Plutellidae. Gene Ontology annotation, molecular function: protein binding.